Puntigrus tetrazona (Sumatra barb) is the source of this 1213-nucleotide messenger RNA. It is a transcript of the gene msrb1b, whose product is annotated as methionine sulfoxide reductase B1b. Gene Ontology annotation, molecular function: peptide-methionine (R)-S-oxide reductase activity. The record is from RefSeq and is a predicted model, not a curated record. The transcript has 4 exons. Lineage: Eukaryota; Metazoa; Chordata; Actinopteri; Cypriniformes; Cyprinidae.
CGUCCUUUAGUUUCUCAGCUUGUCCUUGUACUUCAUCCGCGCAUACACUGUUUAUUUCAUCGACUGAUCUGUGCCGAACAAUGUCAUUUUGUUCGUUUUUCGAGAAGGAGUAUUACAAAGAUCAUUUUAAACCCGGUAUAUAUGUUUGCUCUCAGUGUGGGCAUCCACUCUUUUCAAGCAGAUCCAAAUAUGAGCAUUCCUCCCCAUGGCCUGCCUUCACAGAGACCGUCCGAGAGGACAGUGUAACAAAACACAUGGAGACCUUAACAGCCUACAAGGUUCUUUGUGGCAAGUGUGGCAACGGACUUGGCCAUGAGUUUGUGAAUGAUGGGCCGGAGGAGGGCUUAUCACGUUUUUGAAUAUUUAGUCACUCGCUAAAGUUUGUCCCAAAAGAUAAGGUUGAUAAACAAUAAGCGAGGUGAAUCCGCGCUGAUGAGGCUGCUGUUGCACGCACACUGGUUAUGGGAUGCUCAGCUCAUGAAGUGGACAAGGAAAAGCCCCAAGUGGAGAUCCUGUUCACAGAUCUAUUUUGACUGUCCUGGAUGCCAUAGACUAAAAUAGUUGCUCUAUUUUUGUACUAGUCUGCAUAAGCUGAUAUGAGCAUGUGCAAGAUGAAUGAAUGAAAUUGCUUGCUUAUUAAAAAACAGUCUGGAAUGUUGCUCAUUUAAAAUGGUAAUUGUGAACCUUCAGUAAUUUCCUAAAGCAAUUUACAGCACUGGUCACUAUCGUGAUGAUUAUAAUUAUUAUUUGGAACAAAACAAUAAUUUCAUCAUUAAAUUAGCAUGUUAUUAAUUUAGAUAUAUCAAUUCAACAAUUGUUUUUGUAAUUGUAAUUUUUUUUAAUUUGUAUCUGCCAUAAAGACAUAUUUUAACAUUCACGUUUCUGUCACACAUGAAGAUUUGUUUUCCACUAGUAAAGUAUGAAUCAAAUAAAUUGUUUACUUUAUUGUUAUUAUUUUAUCAAUUUUUUUUUUUACCAAAGAAUUUAAUGAGCCAAUGCUUUAGCAUUUUUGUGUGCUACGCAUACACACAUAUGCAAGAUGUUAAUAAUUGUUGAUGAACAAAGAAUGCCUGUAAUAUGCUACUUAUUUUAUUAAUGUUAUUAUAUUAUUAAUUUCAGUUUUGUUUAAUUAUAUUAUUAAUUGUAUUUUUGUUGUUGUUUUUUUGCUUUUUAGAAAUAAAUGUCUCCUAAUCGUGGGCAUUUCGGCACCUUU